CCGUGAAAAAAAAACAGCCGCUGCCUUGUUGUUUAGAUAAAAGGGAGGAGAGACGUCGAGCUGUUGUUUUGUGGUAUUGCUUAUUACAGUAAAACAGUAAGAGACAUGAUGUGGAAGAUUGUCCUCCCUGUUCUUGCGGCGGUUUUUGCCGUCGGCUCAUCGUCAAUGGUCGGGGGGUAUACAAACAUAGAUGUCAAUGACGAAGGGGCUCAAAAUGCCCUCAACUUCGCUGUCGUCGAACACAACAAGCAAUCCAACAGCAUGUUCCUCAGCCAGGUGGCGGAAGUGGUGGGGGUGAAGAGACAGUUGGUUGCUGGUUUGAAAUACGUCAUAACCGUGAGAAUGGGGAACACCCCCUGCAGAAAGGGCACUGCAAACGAAGUGUGUCCCAUUCACCAAGACCCAGUCCAGGCUCUGCCCUACCAGUGCGAAUUCACCGUGCUGGUCGUCCCAUGGCGUAAUGAGACUAGGAUGCUCGGGCAGAAAUGCUAGAAAGAGAACUACGUGGAAAAUCUCCAGUGCUGGAAUUGUUUGCGGAAUAUCCCUCAAUCAGAACAAUAUGUUUUCGGUUAGAUAAACCAGAAAAAUAUUAACUUUUCCAUUUUCUGCCUAAGCUACUAUACUUUAUGCUAAAUUCAGUACCUGUUGACUUUUCCUAUACAGUAUUGCAAUGUUUGACAUUGACAUUAAUUUUAGAAGAGCCACUUUGUACUGCUUAAUCACUUAACCUAGCAAAUACCAAAUAAUUAUUAACUGAACUGUUGAUUAGGCUAUUAAAACAUGCUGUUUUGAAAUGAAAAUAAAGCAUCUUGUCAACCUACA
Notothenia coriiceps (black rockcod) is the source of this 822-nucleotide messenger RNA. It is a transcript of the gene cst3, whose product is annotated as cystatin C (amyloid angiopathy and cerebral hemorrhage). The coding region runs from base 106 to 492 and encodes 128 amino acids. Gene Ontology annotation, molecular function: cysteine-type endopeptidase inhibitor activity. The transcript has 3 exons. The record is from RefSeq and is a predicted model, not a curated record. NCBI's taxonomy places the organism in Eukaryota, Metazoa, Chordata, Actinopteri, Perciformes, Nototheniidae. Gene Ontology annotation, cellular component: cytoplasm; vesicle.